Messenger RNA from Onychostoma macrolepis, 2316 nucleotides. Its product is annotated as peroxisomal biogenesis factor 19-like. The record is from RefSeq and is a predicted model, not a curated record. Lineage: Eukaryota; Metazoa; Chordata; Actinopteri; Cypriniformes; Cyprinidae. Gene Ontology annotation, biological process: protein import into peroxisome membrane. The transcript has 4 exons. Bases 474 to 941 code for a protein of 155 amino acids. Gene Ontology annotation, cellular component: peroxisomal membrane; peroxisome.
UAAAUGCGUCUAUGUUUGCACAAAUGAUUUGUGAUCCAGCUUCAUCUACAGAAGAAGUGAGUAUAAGGGUUUUUAUGAAUCUUUGCAAAUCAUCUAAUAAUGUGCUAGUUAGCCAGUUUCACGGCUGAAGUUUACAGUCUGCUCACCACUCCACGGAAGAGAGGGGCGGGGUCAGCAGAGCUCAUUAGCAUUUAAACUUGUGACUCAUGGACUAAAAAACAGCUUGCUGAAAACAGAGCUGAUUUUGACAGGGGAAAAAGGGUGUUUUUUACACUACCAUUGAGAAAUUUUAACCAAAGUAUGUUAUAGACUUUUCAUUAAGACCCUAAAGAAUCAUAUCAACUUGUGGAAAAUGGGCAUCCGAUGACCCCUUUAAUUUAAUGCAUCCUUGUUGAAUAGAAUAAUAAAAAAUUCUAUUGACCCCAAACAUUCAAAAGUUAAUGUGUGACAGAAGAUUCGUAAUUUAACUCUAAAUGCAGAAUGCAGGAAUGGCUGGAGAUGAUCUGGUAAAGACCUUGGAGAACCUGGGAAUGAAUGAAAAUGGAGAGGGAGGAGAUGAUGGCAAUAUUCUCCCAAUUAUGCAGUCCAUCAUGCAGAACCUUUUAUCUAAAGAAGUUCUAUACCCUUCUCUUAAAGAGAUAACAGAGAAGUACCCUGAAUGGUUGGAGAGCAACAAGCAAUCCCUUCCCACAGACCAGUUCAUGCGGUAUGAGCAACAGUACAAAAUAAUGGGAGAAAUAUGCAGCCAAUUUGAGAAAGAUGGAGACAAAGACAGCGUGUUUGAAAACAUUCUGGAACUCAUGCAGAAGCUGCAAGACUUGGGUCAACCUCCAAAAGAGCUUGCUGGAGAGGCACCUCCUGGCUUGAAUUUUGACCCAGAAUCUCUGCACCUUCCUGGAGCGCAAGGGGUCCCGGGACCAGAGCAGUGCUCAAUCAUGUGAUCUCAAUGAGGUCAAAUUAAUAUACGUUUGAAAACGAUACAAUUUGGAGCUAAAUAUCUGAACCUGAGUUUGACACAGUUGAUCAUGCUCCCCUUUUAAUGGAGUUUGCUUUUGUGUCUGCACUGAAACUGUGAACGUUCACUACAUUAAUUUUACUUCGUAGUUCUUGUCCACAGAGGUUAUUUUCAUCUUCAUCCCUUAUCCGUUCACUGUCCUCACUGUAGAGCAGCUCUUAGCGUUUUGAGUGAAGCUUGAUAUCUCAGUGUGCUGACAGCUUGGUAAAAAUCAAAGUUUUCUGAAUUUUGUAAAGGUUUUACACUUUUACUUCAAAGAACAUAUGACAGGUAUUGCAGUGGAUUGUGUUUUGAGUAAGCAGAGACAAAAGGACAGGAAAGGGAUUUACAGAUUGAUUGGUUUCAUUUUAUUUUUAAAUCUCAGAAGAAUGGUCAGGGUCAACAAAUAGCUUCCAUCAGAUUGAUGAAAUUAUUUUAAUAUACAGUGUAAUGUCCAUUUAUUCUCGCACUAUAUCAUGUAUGCUAUUUCUGUGAUUUGACAACUAAUGUGUGACCAAAACGCAUCUCUCAGAUUCAGGAUUUUCAAAAACUAACUGCAGACACUUAAGAUGCAGGCUGAUAAUAUAUCCAUAAUAUCAUUCUAUGACCCAUAGACUGCAUUUGUAAUUGAGUAGAAUAAUUCUCUCUCCCUUUGUCUUCUAAUGGUUACUAUGUCUAUCGGCAUAUAGAGCAGGUUGAAGUGUUGCCAUGUAAAUUUAUAUAAUUCCCAUCAUUCCUAUGGUGGUGCCUCUUUGUGAUGUGUUAUUUUCACAAUAGUCCUAAUUUGCCUUGAAUAUUGUUUGGUAAUUUAAAAUUUAAAGAACAUGUUAAAUCCCAGGAUACCUCAAAAGUAGGUUAAAGUUUGCAGUCAUUGCUUUUGAGGGGAUGUUUACGUGGUUCUUUUAUGCAAACAGGUUUGAGUGCAUUGAAAUGGGAUCCUUUCACAGGAUCAAAUGUGGAGUUGGUUAUCAGUUUGCUUUCUUGACACGUAGCAUUGGCUAUAUCUUGGUGUGUUGUUAUGUGGCCAAUACAAAGAUUUUGAGAAGGAUAGGAUGGCCGUGCGGAUGAGCUGGACAAAAAUAUGUAACGGUUACAACACUCAGGGGUUGCUCAAACACCCAAGCACUUAAAUCAGAUCAUCAAUAUUCUUUGUCCUGUAAAAUGUUCCCUUAAAUGUACAGUUCAUUGGUCUUGUCAUACCACACUGCAAGAACUGAAAUUCUCAAAAAUCGAAAUAAAUGUUAUAAACAUACAAUGUUUUGUAUUCUUUACCUGACCAAUUUUAUUCCUGUUACAUAUCAAAUUAAAUUAACACCACUCUA